Molecule: messenger RNA, 1424 nt
Organism: Danaus plexippus (monarch butterfly)
Lineage: Eukaryota; Metazoa; Arthropoda; Insecta; Lepidoptera; Nymphalidae
Gene: Nufip
Product: nuclear FMR1 interacting protein 1
Exons: 4
Coding region: 127-1407 (426 amino acids)
Biological process (GO): box C/D snoRNP assembly
Cellular component (GO): nucleus
Molecular function (GO): RNA binding
Source: RefSeq, a predicted model, not a curated record
UUCAUGUACUAGUCUCCUUAUUGAUUUGUAAUAAUGAUUUUAUUUAAGCAAAAAUUUAAUAUGCCUGUAUCAUUCAGAUGAUUAAGUGUCAAAUCAAAUUUAAAUGACAACAACCAAAACAACAGAAUGUAUCCUGAAUCCAUCCAUACAAAUUUGAGCAGACCUCAUACACCUUGGAAUCAAAAUGGACCACAGGGACAGUAUUAUAAGGGAAAUAACCCUGGCCAGGCUAGGUGGCAACAACGGAGUACGAAUACCUUCCAAAAUGAAGAAUUAAAAUUUUGGUGUGAAACCUGUGAUAAAGGCUUCAGAUUCGCCAAUCAUCUGGAAAAUCAUAAACUUCAACACCAAAAAUGUAACAUAGAUGGUUGUCAGUACGUAGCUCAUCCAAAAGUUAUUACAAGACACAUUCAAAUGCAACAUUCCAGUGGUUUGUUUAAAAAGAUAUCAAAAUUAAAUAACCCAGAGGAAAUAAAAAAAUGGAGGGAAGAAAGAAGGAUGAAAUACCCAACAAAAGAAAAUAUUGAGAAGAAAAAAGCUGAAAUUAAUGAGAGAAUUAAAAGAGGUGAAAAAAUGGGAUUGAGACAUGAAAAAGGCAAGAAGAGAAGUGACAAAAAAGAUUUUGCAAAUAAAAGAAAACAAAACGUAGCAGGACCAAAAGUCAAUGGUAAGAAAAGAAAAUGUAAAUUUGAUGUGACAAAACAACAUGAGCAAAAUAAGAAAAUAUGUAAAGAAAUGCCUCCUACAGAAGAAAAAAGAACAUUAAAACCAUUUGCCGGCAUUCGGCUCUUAUAUGAAGAUGAGCAAGAAGAGAUUACAGAGGUAACAACAAAUUCUCUUAUAGAAGAUGUUGAUGAAUUUGUAGAAAAAAUUGUAGAAAACAAAGAAAAGAAAUCUGAACCUACAAUAUGUGGGGCUUUAACAUCUUUGAUGUGCCAAUACGGCUCUUCUGAUGAAGAAGAAUUCAUAGAACAUAACACAAAAUUAAUAUCAAAUCAUAACAUUGAAUCUGCAAGUACAACAAUGAUCGAAAACAAUAUUGAUAGCAAAUUAAAUGGCAAUACUAAACUGAAUAUGGAUAAAAACAAUCCAAAUGAAACAUUUACAAACAAAGAAAAAGUCCUGGAGAGUGAUAACGACAGUGGGCCAGAAGAAAUGAGCAUAGUAAAGAAUGAAAAUAGUACAGUACCUAUCCAAACCAAAACAAAAAGCAAAGCCAAGAAUAAAAAAAAUAAUUUGCCAAAACCCAACCAAUCUAGACACAUGAAUUCAGUUCAAAAGAAAAGAAAACUCCCUUCAACCCUCUUAGAAAAAUUACUACACAAGGAAAUACACAAUGAAAGAAACAUAAUUCUUCAAUGCAUUAGACAUAUAGUUGAUAACAACUUUUUUGAUAAUCAAAAAUAAAAUUAUUAUAUACUUUA